AUGAAUUUCGAAUUUGAGCGAGAGAUUGGUUUUAUCAAUAGCCAGCCAUCGCUCGCUGAGUGCCUGACAUCUUUUCCCCCUGUCGGUGAUACAUUUCAAAGUUCAUCAAUCAAGAACUCGACGCUUUCACACUCGACACUGAUUCCUCCUCCUUUCGAGCAGACCAUCCCCAGCCUGAACCCAGGCAACCACCCUCGCCACAGCAGCAGCAGCCGCCCUAAGCACAGCCCCAAUGGCAGCAGCGGCAGCCCGGUGCCAGCCGGCGCCCUCCAGCCUCCGGAGUACCCCUGGAUGAAGGAGAAAAAGGCUUCCAAGAAAUCUGCCCUGCCGCCUUCUUCGGCCUCCGCCACUGGACCAGCUUGCCUGAGCCACAAAGAAUCUCUUGAGAUCCCCGAGAAUGGGAACGGUGGUUCUAGGAGGCUGAGGACGGCAUAUACCAACACGCAGCUUUUGGAGCUGGAGAAAGAAUUCCAUUUCAACAAGUACCUCUGCAGACCGAGGAGGGUGGAGAUAGCCGCCCUCCUGGAUCUGACCGAGAGGCAAGUCAAAGUCUGGUUUCAAAACAGAAGGAUGAAGCACAAGAGGCAGACCCAAUGUAAGGAGAAUCAAAACGUGGAGGGGAAACUGAAAGGCUUGGAGGACUCGGAGAAAGCCGAGGACGACGACGAGGAGGAGGAGGAAGAAGAAGAGGAGGAGAAAUCCCUCUUCGAGCAAGCCCUCACCAGCGUCUCAGGCGCUCUUUUGGAACGGGAAGGCUACGCUUUUCAGCAGAACGCUCUGGCACAGCAGCAGGCUUCGGCUGGCCACAAUGGAGACUCGCCGAGCUUCCCAGUUUCGCCUUUAGCCAGCAAUGAGAAAAAUCUGAAACAUUUUCAGCACCAGUCACCCACUGUUCCCAACUGCCUGUCAACAAUGGCCCAAAACUGUGCGGCCGGCCUGAACAAUGACAGCCCCGAGGCCCUGGGCGUCCCUUCUUUGCAGGACUUCGGCGUUUUCUCCGCAGAUUCCUGCCUACAGCUCUCCGAUGCCGUCUCUCCCAGUUUGCCAGGAUCCCUCGACAGCCCUGUAGAUAUUUCAACUGACAGCUUUGACUUUUUCACAGAUACACUCACCACAAUUGACCUGCAGCAUCUGAAUUACUGAGAAAGGACAGACCUUCCUUCGCCAAGGGUUACGCUACCUUUCUUUCCUUUGUUUCUUUUGGGGGGAGGGGAAAAGAAACAAAAUGGUUCGAUUUAAUUUCUUUCCCUUUUCCUGGUCAGUAUUUUCCUUUUAUUCUCCUCCCCCCCCCAUAUAUAAUGUGUUGGAGAUCCAUUUUACCGCUUUCCUGGACGUUUUAGUUGUGUUCAAUUUAACCUAGCCACAUUCUAGGUCCUCCUACGGAAGCAAUAUAUAAGGCCUGCAAGAAAGUGAGCCUAUUGAACUCGGUCUUCACUUUCUUUUUAUUUUUGUAUGACAUUAGG
Molecule: messenger RNA, 1463 nt
Organism: Eublepharis macularius
Lineage: Eukaryota; Metazoa; Chordata; Lepidosauria; Squamata; Eublepharidae
Gene: HOXA2
Product: homeobox A2
Exons: 2
Coding region: 1-1143 (380 amino acids)
Biological process (GO): regulation of DNA-templated transcription
Molecular function (GO): DNA binding; DNA-binding transcription factor activity, RNA polymerase II-specific
Source: RefSeq, a predicted model, not a curated record